Periconia digitata is the source of this 1807-nucleotide messenger RNA. Lineage: Eukaryota; Fungi; Ascomycota; Dothideomycetes; Pleosporales; Periconiaceae. The record is from the annotation of a GenBank genome assembly.
UAUGGCCGACGAAGACAAAGAAAAAGCCGAGAAGGUCGCUGCGGCUAAGAAAAGAUAUGAACAAUUGAAGAAGCAAAAGGCUAAGAAAGCAGGGGGUGUGAAGAAGAAGGAAGACAAGGCCGAAGCCGACCCCUCCUCGAGCGCGGCGCCCGAUAAAACGGAGGAGAAGACGGAAGAGCUUCCUACUACGGAACCUAUCGAGACGGGGGUCGUUUCCCCAGAUCCAGUCGAAGACGAUGAGCCUUCUGAGCUGCCCUCUACGAAACAAAAACACGGUCGUAAGCCUUCGGUUGCUGUAGAGUCGCGGCAGCGAUCUGCUUCCUUUUACCGUGGCGGUGCGUCAGGAACGCCCACCUCACCAACCGCGGUCACUCCUGGCGGUGGAGUGACGGGCGACAUAUACAGGGAACAGGCGCAAAAGAUUGAGGAGCUGGAGAAGGAGAACAAGAGGCUGGCUGGGGAGGUGGAGGAGGGGCAGGCUAGAUGGAAAAAGGGUGAGGAUGAGUUGGAGGAGCUGAGAGAAGGGAGAGCGGAUGCUGCCCUUGCGACCGAGAGAGGAAAGGAGGCCGAUAAAUUGAAAACCGAGGUCGAAUCGUUGAAGCGACAACUAUCACAGGUUCAAAGCCAGACUUCAAAGAACACCCGAAAGGCAUCGACAGCAUCUCCUGGUCAUAAUGCUUCCGUCGACGACUUGAACGCCCAGGUUGCUUCGAAGUCGGCUACGAUUGAAUCUCUCGAGCUGGAAAUGUCAAACUUGAACAAGCAAUUUGUUGAUCAGACAGGCAAAAACAAUGAACUCCAAGGGAAGAUCUCUGCAUUGGAGACAUCUCUACAGAAGGCUGAACAAGAAGCGAGCUCCACCAAGACUGAGCUUUCUGACCUUAAAACCAAUCUUGACAAAGCUAGUGACCAAGCAGCAAAAGACGGUUCAGACCGAGACUCCGCACAGACACGAAUCGCUCAACUAGAAGCCGAAUUGGGAGCCGCCAACCGCAAAGCGUCCGAUUCCCUCUCUCGCGCAGAGUUGCUCGAAAAGAAGGUGGAAACCCUAACCCAGUUACACCGCGACAACGAUGCGCGCAAUCAAACUCGACUUCAAGAACAUAAGAAGAUUGAACGCGAAGCCGCCGAGCUCCGCACCCGCGUAACUGGCCUCUCCAACGAGAAUUCGCGCCUCCGCGAAGCCGAGCAGCGCCGCCGCAAAGCAGACCUAGGCUCCAUCGAAGAUACGAGCGUACAGGAACUCGUUGACGAAGAGCGCGACCGCCUCCUCUCCAAAGUUCGCGAACUCGAGGAAGAGAACUUUGAACUCCGCAGGGGCGUUUGGCGUGACAAGCGCGCCGCCCUCCAACCCGGUAUGGACGAGGCGGACCACGACACCAGUUUCGACGACAUCGAUCUCUCUGGCACAACGCCUACCGCUCACCGCCCAGCACAUAACCCACUGGGUGGCUCCACUGCCAAUCGCCAGACAUCGUCUUUCCAGGAUGUUAUAGCUUCCGGCAUCUCGGCCUUCACGGGCCGUCAGCACCCUCAUGCGCCCCCGCAUCGUCGCAGCGACGCGGCGAACCAGGCUCGACCGCUCGCUGAGACGCAAAACCGCGCGAGGCAGGAGAGUCUGGCAAGCUUGGGUAGCAUGGAUGACUUUGAGUUUGAUGAAGAUGCGUUCCGCAAAGCACAGGAAGAAGAAGCGAGGAAGCGGAUUGAGAGGGUUCGUGAGAUUAAGAGAGGUUUGGAUGCAUAUAAAGGGUGGAGAGUCGACAUUGUAGACGUGAGGGUGGGUAUGGGGGGUGUGUUUGAUGUAUAG